Megalopta genalis is the source of this 2442-nucleotide messenger RNA. RefSeq lists its product as uncharacterized. Lineage: Eukaryota; Metazoa; Arthropoda; Insecta; Hymenoptera; Halictidae. The record is from RefSeq and is a predicted model, not a curated record.
GCAAGCUGGUGGUGGGGGUUUAGUGGUCACGGUGUAUUCGCAAAUACUUGGUGACGGUGGUGCGCAACGAGGGUGCGAAAAAAAGCGGUGUCGCGAGAACGUGAUUUCGGACGGACCUCCUGGUGAACACGUGGCUCAUAUGUCCUUGGCAGCUGGCGGAUUCGCGGGUCGUUCGAUGGCCAGCCGGCGUCGCGGUGCGUUCGGCCGCGGUGCAUCGUCUCGCAAUUACGCAAUAACGGCGAGCCACGAUGUGGGACACUGCGUGUGAGGGUUCUUGUGCCUCCGUUCGAACGAGAGCUACCACCUUCGGCGAUUGCUCGUGAAUGAACUUGUUACCAGCAUGAGCGUUUGGCCGCGAAGGAGGUUUCGCAUCACACCGCUCCGAGCGUUUGCGGCGUUCGUACUGAUGGUAGUGCUGUUCUGGUACAGCCUCAGUCGGCAUGAAGAGCCCAAACAGCCGUGCAGCGUGCCCGAGGAGUACACCGAGAAGCUCCACGAUCUUGCUUACAGGGCUCACCUGGUGCUGGCCAAGCUGGAAAUCGUGCACUUUCUGUGCCUUGGCGGGCUUUGGGGUCAAGUUCGGAUCGGCCGGGCUUUACCAUGGGCGAGGAAGGUCGAGCUAUGCCUGGUGGACACGCUACGCGACGAUGUCCUGAUCACGAAAGCGUUCCGCGAAGUUGGACUUAGCGCCACGUACAUGCACGCCGCCGGUGUUUACCGUAUACAGGAGAACGAGGCUGCCGAGGAUGCUCCUAAGGUGGAGGUAGUUGUCUUCGAGGAGGACGCGGUUACGCAAAUGGUGAGGCGAGUGGGCUGGACAAGGAGGGUGCUGCCACCGGACUGCGAGUUCUCGCCGAGCCUGCAAUGCUUCCCGCCGCAGCUCGUCAUACCUCCCUUACCGGCGAAACAGUUCGGCGGCCGAUUAAUGCCCGUACCAAGGGAGGGUAUCGAGCUGCAGAAAUAUCAUUACCCGUACGACUGGUGGCUCGAGCUGAAGCCGACGGAAUGCGCCGAGACGCAAGAAACGAGCGCGUAGUACUUGAUCUCGUUGUAGCAAGGAUUCGCGGUGGAUGAUUAAUUAUGGUCGCUCGGCCGCCGCCGCCGAACGGCGUCGUCUCCUAGAACGGGUCGCGUGCGUCUCUCCGCUGCGAAAUCGCGUUCCCAGAAGCUGCUUCCAUCGUCGAGGCUCCGCGUUGUUGCGCGCGAGCCGAACGAAUUUCUUUCUUUCUUUUUUAAACAACGGAUAUUUGCACGAUACGAAGAACACCCUUCGAUAAAUUCAUUUCGUACCGUUCGACACCGUUCGGAUAAUAGGGAGCCGCGGGGAUGCCCGCCGGAAAGUUCAUUGCACCGAUCGAGCGACGGAUGACGGACGAAUCGGUGUUUUGCUUCGGCGAACUAGGAGACGAGAACGUGACAAAUCAUCAUCGGUGAAAGUUCGGAUUUCCAUUUUUAGAAGCUUUCGAAACGUUUCGGUUCUUCCAGUGAUUAUAACAGGUUAUAUAGUCAGUGUUAUUACGUGUGUCAAUCACGGGUUUUGAUAAUAUAGAUGGUCUUUCAGACGAACGUAAGUCGCUUUAAUGAAAGUACGAUAGGAUAUACUGUACGAGGUGUCACUGUCUUCGGAGACCGGAGGCCGGUCUUCCGGCGCCAUUACUUUCGGCAUCGGCGUCGCCAAACGCACGGACGCCAUCGCUGAUUUCUGAAAUAGUUUUCUUGUUUCGUUACUUACGCGGAUGAAUUUUUAAGCGAUAAUCUACGAUCAAACGAGAACGAAUUUACGGCGAACGUGUUCUUCUUUUCACGUUAGAAUCGCGUUGUUCGCGUGUUUUGAAAUACGCGGCGACCGAGGGAGAUCGUUAUCUCUCCUACGCUUUCAUUUCAUGGAAACUAGACGAGCGAAUGGUCACACGUGGGUAUCUGAUGGUCCCCAUUUCGAACUAUAGAAACCGAAAACAGUCUUCCUUUCGUACGAUUCAUCGUGAUAUUACGUUGAUCGCGUGUUCACAAUUAUUAGUAAUUAAAUGUCAGUCCUGUGCUCCUUUGAGAUCGUCGAAGAAUUUCAGAUUUUUAUGUAUUUUGUAUACGCGUUCGAUUCGUCGGGUACCAUAGCUUUGACUAUUUUGUUUACGGAUAAUUAAGUUACGGGAAUUGCGAUGUAGAAUAGUCGCGAGCUUCUCGAUCACAAAUUAAUACGAUAAUAUAAAGUCACAAAAUAUUGUUCAGCGAACGAAUAUUUUAAUAUAAGAACGAGUAUUUUUUUUAGUGAUAUUUUAGAAUCUUUUCACUGAUAAAAAUGCGAAAUAGUAUCGUUGAUAUAGUAAAUCAGAUUUUGUUAAUGUAAUUCAGAUCUGUUAUCCAUUUGAAUCCAUUAAUUCCGAGGAAUAAAUUUAACGACAGUUUUUGGUUGUUAUUGUUGUUAGAAUAUUCUUUAAUUUUUUA